CCAAUCUUUUCUGGGUUUUCUCUGUUUCCAUGGCGCCGAUUGUCAGUAGAAUUUGCUAGAGAAUCAAGAUUGCUAAAACUAAGAUCAGCUCCAAAUGUCAAAGGCUUCGUCUUCGCCGUCGCAAUCUGGCAGAGAAAGAGAAGCCACCAGUCUUUCUCACACUUUUAAGUAUUUAUUGGCUACGCAGGUCUUGUCAAGGGGAAUUCCAUUUGUAUUCAACUCAUGGAUAGUGAGGCACCUUACUCAAGAGGAUUAUGCGCUUUAUGCGGUGCAAUUUCAUCUUUUUGUCACCUGUGUCUUGUUUCUCAGUCGGGAGGGAUUCCGGCGAGCAUGCUUGCGUGCAGACAUAAAAUGUGAAGGCAUUUCAAUGGAAGAAAACGUAGCAAAGCUAAUGAAAGUAGCAUGGUUAACUUUACCACUAGGAUUGCUACUUACAAUUGCAGGAUGUUUUUUUGUCUUUUGGUGGCAAGACUUAUGUUAUUCUAAUCCAUAUGGGCAAGCUAUCUUGAUUAACGGAUGUGCAUGCAUUUUGGAGCUAUUGGCAGAACCUUUAUAUAUCCUUUCUCAGAAUUUGCUUCUACUUAGACUGCGGCUAGUGGUUGAAACAGUAGCUACUCUACUGCGUUGUGUGACUAUGUAUAUUUUCAUCAUCAAGCAGAUGAAUAUGGACAAGGGGAUUAUAUUUGCGUUGUCGCAGACCACUUAUGGAGCGUGCUUGUUCUUAGGCUAUUGGGGCUACUUUCUUCUUUUACGCCCAUUUGGAAGUUCUACCCUUUUCCCUUUGAGACUAGUAAGUAAGAAGGAUUUUGAUGGGCAGUUGUCAAAUAUGUGUUUUUUAUUUACUCUUCAAUCAUUUCGAAAGUUGAUCCUUCAAGAAGGAGAAAAGAUGGUUCUAGUAUGGUUUGAUACACCUUACAACCAAGCCGUAUAUGGACUAGUAGAAAAAUUAGGGAGCUUAGUGGUGAGGAUGGUGUUUCUUCCUUUUGAAGAAAGUUCCUUUGCUGCAUUUGCAAGGUGUGCGUCAGAAAACCACCUAGAUAAGAAGAGGAAGUUAGGAACUUGUCUUACUGAGGCCCUGAAGCUGGUUUUGUUAAUAGGUCUUGUAUUUAUGGCAUUUGGCCCCGGUUAUUCUUAUUCUCUCAUCAGAUUGUUGUACGGUCAGAAAUGGAGUGAUGGAGAGGCAUCUAAAGCCCUUCAGUAUUAUUGCCUAUAUAUCAUUGUUUUGGCUAUGAACGGGACUUCUGAAGCAUUUCUUCAUGCAGUUGCAGAUGAGAACCAAAUCAAACGCUCAAAUGAUUCACUAUUUGUAUUCUCGCUUAUAUAUUUAGUAAUGAACAUCACGCUAAUACGGUCAGCUGGUGCAGUUGGCUUGAUUGUGGCAAAUUCAUUAAAUAUGAUUCUGAGGAUUUUGUACUCCGGUCUAUUCAUUAAGCGAUUUUUCCGGGAUUCUCGAGCAUUUUCUUUCUACAAAUGUAUGCCAUCCGGAUGGACUGUUCUAUUGUUUUCUGGCAUAACUACUUCCAUAUCCGAGAGAAUAUUUCUGGACAGGCAAAACUUCUGGCCGACUUUUGCUGUUCACUUUUCAGUUGGGUUAGCUUGCUUCUGCAUGUCGGCAUUUGUCAUAUAUCGCCAUGAGAGACCUUUCAUCAACAAAAUUAUCCGCUUCCGCGACCACUCUGACUGAUCUAUACUCUGCCUCCAGUUAUCAAUCAAGCUACUGAAAACCAACAGAUGGAGAAAGAAGGGAACGAUUCGCACAAGAAAAAGUCAAUAAUCAGGAUAUUUUCUUCCAUAACUUUAUAUAUUUGUUUUACAUGUGAAAAUGAGGGAAUUAUAGAGACCAGUGAUGGUACAAGAUUAGAAUAUUAGAAAUUUGAGUUGUAUAAA
This is a messenger RNA of Morus notabilis, 1887 nucleotides long. RefSeq names its product protein RFT1 homolog. Lineage: Eukaryota; Viridiplantae; Streptophyta; Magnoliopsida; Rosales; Moraceae. The coding region runs from base 95 to 1684 and encodes 529 amino acids. Gene Ontology annotation, biological process: glycolipid translocation; dolichol-linked oligosaccharide biosynthetic process. The transcript has 15 exons. The record is from RefSeq and is a predicted model, not a curated record. Gene Ontology annotation, cellular component: endoplasmic reticulum membrane.